CUGUUAGAAAAUAUAUUUAACAGUUCAAGAAAAUAUGUAGAAUUUGGAGGUUAGAUACAUUAAACCGCUAUUACAUGUGUCGAUCGUCAUACUUGCUGAAUAACCAGAUUGGCUGUCUAAAAGAAAACUAAAUCUAAGAGGAGAGAAACUCAUAAAUUCCCCAUACAACAGCCAAUAAAAAUUAUUAGCGAGUAAAUAUCAUAUAUGCAAAAAUUAUAAAUCAGCCUUAUUGACUUUGUCAGUUUGACCGCUGUUGUUAAAUUGCUAACAAGACAAGACGUUUGAUAUGUAAUUACAUAUUGUAAAAAAACGAAAAGGAUUACAGUGCCUUAAAAGAAACGGAAAAACCCAAUAUUUAAUUUGAACAAGAGGAGAAACUAAACGAGAAGAAUUGGAGAACACGUGUCUUCUAAUUCGUGCUACGCUUGACAUUUAGUUCGUUUAUUCAAAACUUAAUUCAAAACUUAAUUCAUCGUUAUCCUAAUUCAGUCGAGUUUAUUCGUUGAUAAUGGGUACUGAUCACACGCAUAGACGAUGGAGCAAUUUGCGAAAAGUAUUGGAGAGAUCGGGCCCGUUUUGCCGGCCGGAUUUCGAGCCGUCUUCCGAGAUCCUGCAAUUCCUGCUGGAGCACUGCAAAGUGCUCGUUGUCGGUGCCGGUGGUUUAGGAUGCGAGAUGCUCAAGAAUCUGGCUCUUAUGGGAUUCAGACAGAUCCAUGUAAUUGAUAUGGACAGGAUUGAAUUGUCUAACCUUAACCGACAGUUCUUGUUUCGUCAUAAAGAUAUUGGAUCUUAUAAAGCGGAGGUAGCAGCAGAGUUUAUCAAAGUUAGAGUUCCUGGCUGCAAUGUAAUUGCGCAUAAUUGUGAGAUACAAGCUAAAGAUGAGUCAUUUUAUCAACAAUUCCACAUAAUAAUCUGUGGAUUAGACUCCAUUGUUGCAAGAAGAUGGCUCAAUAGCAUGUUGUUGUCUUUGCUUGUCUAUGAAGAUGGUGAAUUAGACAAGUCCACUGUCAUACCAUUGAUCGAUGGUGGAACCGAAGGUUUUAAGGGAAAUGCUCGACUUAUAUUACCUGGUUUAAGUCCAUGUAUCGAAUGCACCUUAGAUCUCUACCCUCCACAAGUCACAUAUCCUUUAUGUACGAUAGCCAACACUCCACGUUUACCAGAGCACUGUAUAGAAUAUGUGAAAGUGAUUCAGUGGCCUAAGGAAAACCCAUUUGAUUGUGCUAUCGAUGGCGACGAUCCCCAGCAUAUAAACUGGAUUUAUGAAAAGUCUAAUGAGAGAGCAGCGCAAUUUGGCAUACAGGGCUUGACAUACAGACUCGUACAGGGUGUUGUCAAAAAUAUCAUACCAGCUGUGGCAUCGACGAAUGCUGCUAUUGCCGCAAUCUGCGCAACUGAGGCGUUCAAACUUGCAAGCAGUUGCAGCGCAUCUUUAAAUAAUUAUAUGGUACUCAACAAUCUGGACGGAGUGUACACGUACACUUACGAGGCGGAGAGAAAGAAGGAUUGUUUAGCGUGCAGUCAAAUACCGCGAGAGAUCCAGAUCAAGGAUUCGAAAUACAAACUGCAGGACUUGAUAGAGCUUCUUUGCGAACAGCAGGAUUUGCAAAUGAAACGUCCUGGCCUCACGGCAAUGAUAAACGGUCAAAAUAAAACACUGUACAUACAAACGGUGCAGAGUAUCGAGGAGAGGACUCGCGAGAAUCUGUCGAAGACUUUGACCGAGUUGGGCUUGAAAGACGGCACUGAAAUAAAUGUUGCCGACUUAACAACACCCAAUGCAAUCACUAUGGUAUUGCGAUUUCCGCAGACCGAUAGCACAAUUCAGGAGUAACUGCGUCAAGAAUUUAUUUCUUAAAUGUUCCAUUUCUCAUCGAAUUUACAUUAUUUAAAUGAAAUUAGAGCGAACUGGAAAUUAAAGGUAUAAUAAAGUGUAGAAAGGUAUCAAAAAUGGUUCACACACGAUUUUACGUUAAUUUAUAAUAUGGUUAUGUCAAUGAUAUCACCUCUCUGGUUAUGUUUCAUAUAUGUCGAAACUGUAAAACUGCAUUUUAUUGUAUAACAUUCACAUCGGUUAAUAGUUAUUAGCGACUUUUGGUGGUUUUCAAACGUAACAAAAAGUAUAUAGCGAAAAAAAUAAAAAUCCUGUGAGUAAAUGAAGAAAUAAGUACUUGAACAAUAAAGACACGACUGUAAAUACUAUUUUAUAUUUCUGUACUUACAUCUUCACUCUGAUCAGAGAUCAUGUCAUAGCAAAAUUACCAACAAGUGAUAAUCUAUAAAAUCCAGUUUAUAUAAGUUUAGAUUGAUGAAAUUUGUGUUUUCUUUUCUCUUUCAUCUUUCUACAAUUAUAUACUUUGCGGAUUACGUAUUUAACUCUAUGUCGAGAAAGAAAUUGAAUAAUAUAUGAUUCGUGAAAUAUG
Linepithema humile (Argentine ant) is the source of this 2423-nucleotide messenger RNA. RefSeq names its product Ubiquitin-like activating enzyme 3 (gene Uba3). The record is from RefSeq and is a predicted model, not a curated record. Gene Ontology annotation, biological process: protein neddylation. NCBI's taxonomy places the organism in Eukaryota, Metazoa, Arthropoda, Insecta, Hymenoptera, Formicidae. Gene Ontology annotation, molecular function: NEDD8 activating enzyme activity. Gene Ontology annotation, cellular component: nucleus; cytoplasm.